Messenger RNA from Arthroderma uncinatum, 3348 nucleotides. Its product is annotated as chromatin remodelling complex ATPase chain ISW1. NCBI's taxonomy places the organism in Eukaryota, Fungi, Ascomycota, Eurotiomycetes, Onygenales, Arthrodermataceae. Gene Ontology annotation, molecular function: ATP hydrolysis activity; ATP-dependent chromatin remodeler activity; histone binding. The record is from RefSeq and is a predicted model, not a curated record. Bases 1 to 3348 code for a protein of 1115 amino acids. The transcript is spliced from 5 exons. Gene Ontology annotation, biological process: nucleosome organization; regulation of transcription by RNA polymerase II. Gene Ontology annotation, cellular component: chromatin; nucleus.
AUGGCUCCUACACAAGAACACCCCUCCACGGGCGACGAGGACAUAACCAUGGCAGAUGCCUCCGGGUAUCAGCCGUCUGAUGACGCAGAAGUGCACGAGGAUCAAGAUAUGAAGGAGUACCAGGAAACGCCUGACUACACGGAUUCCGAUACUAACCCAAAUACCACUGCGAGUAGCGUUGCUGGCGAUGCUGCUCAGGCAGAUGGCCGGAAGCGGAGGACGGAAGCGUUCCAGUUGCGCAAAAGCGUUCUAGGUAAAAAACAUGGACGUCUCGACGAGUCAAUGGAAGACGACUCAAUUCGACGAUUCCGCUAUCUGCUCGGAUUGACUGACUUGUUCCGCCACUUUAUCGACACCAACCCUAACCCGCGAAUUAAAGAGAUCAUGGCUGAAAUUGAUCGCCAAAAUGAAGCAGCAUCGAACUCGAGGAAAGGGGCUACGAGAAAGGGCGGCGCUGCCGGAGAACGCCGCCGAAGGACAGAACAAGAAGAAGACGCAGAGCUUUUGAAAGAUGAGAAACGAGGAGGAAAAACCGAGACUGUCUUUCAGCAGUCACCUUCCUUCGUCCGUGGUGGCGAGAUGCGUGAUUACCAAAUUGCUGGCCUGAACUGGCUUGUUUCACUCCAUGAGAAUGGUAUUUCAGGCAUAUUAGCCGACGAGAUGGGUCUUGGAAAGACGCUUCAAACAAUUUCCUUUUUGGGCUAUCUUCGACAUAUCUGUGGGAUCUCAGGACCUCACCUGGUCGCCGUCCCAAAGUCGACUUUGGACAACUGGAAACGAGAGUUUGGUAGAUGGACACCCGAUGUAAACGUCUUGGUCUUACAGGGAGCGAAGGAUGAACGACACCAACUCAUCAACGAGCGCCUCAUCGAUGAGAAAUUCGACGUAUGCAUCACCAGUUACGAGAUGAUUCUCAGGGAGAAGUCGCACUUGAAAAAAUUUGCUUGGGAGUACAUCAUUAUCGACGAGGCGCAUCGAAUCAAGAAUGAGGAGUCAUCCCUCUCACAGAUUAUUCGCGUGUUCAAGUCCCGAAACCGACUUUUAAUUACUGGAACUCCUCUACAGAACAACCUUCACGAACUCUGGGCUUUGCUGAACUUUCUACUUCCCGAUGUGUUUGGUGACUCUGAGGCUUUCGAUCAAUGGUUCUCCAACCAAGAGGCGGAUCAAGAUACAGUCGUCCAGCAGUUGCACAGGGUCUUGCGACCAUUUUUGCUGCGUCGAGUGAAGAGUGACGUCGAGAAGAGCUUGCUCCCAAAGAAGGAAUUAAAUCUUUAUAUCGGAAUGUCAGAGAUGCAAGUCAAGUGGUAUCAGAAAAUUCUUGAGAAAGAUAUCGAUGCUGUCAACGGUGCCCAAGGUAACCGAGAGUCCAAAACCAGACUCUUAAACAUUGUCAUGCAACUACGCAAAUGCUGCAACCAUCCUUACCUUUUCGAAGGCGCAGAGCCUGGGCCUCCAUAUACGACUGACGAGCAUCUUAUUGAUAACGCCGGAAAGAUGGUAAUUCUCGACAAGCUGCUCAGUCGUUUGUUUAAACAAGGCAGCCGAGUCUUGAUAUUUUCUCAAAUGAGCCGUGUCCUUGACAUAUUAGAGGAUUAUUGCGUAUUCAGAGGACACGAAUACUGUCGAAUUGAUGGCUCAACCGCUCACGAAGACCGUAUCCAGGCGAUUGACGAGUACAACCGUCCAGGCUCUGAGAAAUUCGUCUUUCUGCUCACCACACGUGCUGGUGGACUGGGUAUCAACCUUACCUCCGCCGAUAUUGUCAUUCUCUUUGAUAGUGACUGGAAUCCUCAAGCCGAUCUGCAAGCUAUGGACCGAGCACAUCGAAUUGGUCAGACCAAGCAAGUGGUUGUUUUCAGAUUCAUCACUGAAAAUGCGAUUGAAGAAAAGGUGCUGGAACGAGCAGCCCAAAAGCUUCGAUUGGACCAGCUCGUCAUUCAACAGGGCCGCGCGCAACAACAGGCUAAAAAUGCGGCUUCCAAGGAUGAAUUGCUCAGCAUGAUCCAGCACGGUGCCUCCGAUGUAUUUAGUUCCACAGGGGGCACUUUCGGCAGUGGCAAGGAUAUCUCCGAAGACGACAUUGAACGUAUCUUGAAGAAGGGCGAGGAGCGUACCGCUGAGCUCAAAAACAAAUACGAGAAGCUCGGAAUUGAUGACCUUCAAAAGUUCACCUCCGAAAACGCCUAUGAAUGGAAUGGAAAAGAUUUCACGAACCGCAAGAAGGACAUCGGCUUAACUUGGAUCAACCCUGCUAAGCGAGAGCGAAAGGAUCAGUCGUACACUAUCGGCAGCUUCUACAAACAGACCUUUACAAAGCCUUCGGAGCCAAAGGUUAAGGUACCCAGGGCACCAAAGCAGACUACCAUUCACGACUGGCAAUUCUUCCCACCUAAACUCCAGGAGCUACAAGAGAAAGAGACUGCCUAUUUCCACAAAGAGAUUGGUUACAAAGCUGCCCUCGCGGAGGGCCCUGAAGAAGGUCUCAGUGAUAGAGAGGCAGAACGUGAACUUGAGCAGCAGGAAAUUGACAGCGCAGUUCCCCUUACUGCGGAGGAGCAAGAAGAGAAGGCCAGACUAUCUACGCAAGGAUUCUCCAACUGGAACAGACGAGAUUUCCAGCAGUUCAUUAACGGCUCUGCUAAAUUUGGACGCACCAGCUACGAAGAAAUGGCCACCGAAGUCGACAGCAAAACCCCAGAAGAGAUCAAGGAAUAUGCCAAAGCCUUCUGGAAACGAUACACUGAGAUCCUUGAUUACCCGAAAUACAUCCGUGUUAUCGAACAGGGCGAGGAGAAGAUGAGGAAAAUGAACCAGCAGCGAAAGCUCCUUCACAAGAAGAUGGAACAAUAUCGUGUACCUCUCCAACAGUUGAAGGUCAACUACACUGUGUCCACUACCAACAAGAAAGUAUACACGGAAGAAGAGGACAGGUUCUUACUCGUUAUGCUUGACCGACAUGGUGUCGAUGGUGAGGGUUUAUACGAAAAGAUUCGUGACGAGAUUCGCGAUAGCCCUCUUUUCCGAUUCGAUUGGUUCUUCCUCUCCAGAACGCCUGUUGAGAUUGGUCGACGAUGCACCACUUUGCUAAACACUGUUGCAAAGGAGUUUGAAGGCGAUGGGAAGACGUCCAAUGGUGAUAGCAAGUCUAAAGCCCGUGAUCGGGAUGAAGAGGUAGAAAAUGGUGAAGUUAGUGGCCCGGCAAAGAAGAAGUCCAAAAAUGCUGCAGUGAACAAAAAGCUCAAAGCAGUUCAGUCAUCAAGCAAAGCAACGUCAACCAACACAUCUAGAGCAGGAAGCGUCUCGUCAUCAGGCCCGGCUUCCAAGAGCAAAUCAAAGAAACGAUAG